Dufourea novaeangliae is the source of this 2795-nucleotide messenger RNA. It is a transcript of the gene Art3, whose product is annotated as protein arginine N-methyltransferase 3. The transcript is spliced from 8 exons. Gene Ontology annotation, biological process: peptidyl-arginine methylation. The record is from RefSeq and is a predicted model, not a curated record. Lineage: Eukaryota; Metazoa; Arthropoda; Insecta; Hymenoptera; Halictidae. Gene Ontology annotation, cellular component: nucleus. The coding region runs from base 503 to 2083 and encodes 526 amino acids. Gene Ontology annotation, molecular function: protein-arginine N-methyltransferase activity.
UAUAUGCAUAUGUAGCUUAUUUGUAAGAAGUUAAUAGGUUCCUUAUUGAUAAGCACAAAAAUAAAGAAGUUCAGCAAAAUGCUUAUAAAGAGAAAAGUGUUAACAGAUUCACGGAACACGUCUGGACAUGCCUUUUAUGUUGCAGGGAAAGUGUUUCGAUUUCCUCUCAGCGAUUACCAAAAGACGUGGACGGAAAAGAAACGUUUGUAAGGUCAAGUACUCUUGAGCGACAAGUGGAAUCAAUAAAUAUUAAAUUCUAGAUUAGGUAGGAUCAACUGCAGAAAGCAAGCCUUCAACGGCUGACACUGAGGUGAUAGGGCUGACAGGGAAUCAGGGAAUAGAAGUUUGACGUUAAAGGAGAGGGGCUUCGCCUGCUUCUAAAUACAUGUAAAUACACGUGCACGAAUGAGUCGAACAAGAAUCCCUAACCUUGAAAAAAUUUAAACGCUCCUGUUUUCGUUCCGUUAAAUAUUACAUUUUACUCGGAACGAUAAAUUGCAAAAUGACAGAACAAGCUAUUCCAUCAAAGACUGAUUAUGAAUGUGAGAUGGAUGGAACAAGUGACAAUGACAGUGGAGACGACUGGGAUGAAAUUACUGAAGAUUAUGAGACCAUACUAUGUCUCUUCUGUAACGAAGUUAUAAAAAGCUUGACAGAGGCAUUGGAACACCUUGUCAAAUCACAUAGAUUUGACAUGAAGAAUUUUGUAACAAGACAUUCUCUGGAUACUUAUUCUUACAUAAAAUUGAUUAACUUUAUUAGGAAAAAGAAUGUUCUACCUGAUCAACUAAAUGCAUUAAAUAUAAAAGCAUGGGAAAACGAUAUAUACUUGAGUCCUAUUAUUGAAGAUGAUCCAUGGUUGAUGUUUGACAUUGACGACUUGGAAGAGAAGACAACGAAGCCUACAGCAUAUACCGUAAACUCAGAAAAUGGUUGUGUUACAUUAUCCGAGGCACAUUUUGCUGAUUUGCAAAGAACAAUACAAACAUUAAGAGCAGAGUUAGAACAACGUGAACUAGCAUGUUGCAUGGCAAAACAGCAAAUAGAUGAAAUGACAAAGAAAGCACAGAAACUGAUCUUAGAUGAAGAUUCUGAUACAAACAAUAGUGAUAGAUCAUCUGCUAAUUCUAAUUGCCAUUACGAUGAACACUAUUUUACUGCAUACAGUCAUUUUGCAAUACAUCAUGAAAUGUUAACAGACAAAGUACGAACAGAGAGUUAUCGCGAUGCGUUACUAACAAAUGCAAACAGAUUUAGAAAUACCAUUGUGUUAGAUGUUGGUUGUGGAACUGGUAUUCUGUCUAUGUUUGCAGCAAAAACCGGAUGCCGUAAAGUUAUUAGUGUUGACCAGUCAGAUGUGAUAUAUCGAGCUAUAGACAUAGUAAGAGAAAACAAUUUAAGUGAUAUUAUCACUUUAAAAAAAGGUCGCCUUGAAGACAUUAAUCUCGAUGAAGAGAAAGUAGAUGCGAUUGUGUCCGAAUGGAUGGGCUAUUUUCUUUUGUUCGAGGGCAUGUUAGACUCUGUUAUAUACGCCAGGGAUCAUUACUUAGCACCUGGUGGUCUACUAUUACCUAACAGAUGUACACUUAGCAUUGUUGGAAGUGGAGAUACUAAGAGAUACGUAGAGCUGAUCGACUACUGGACAAACGUAUAUGGCUUUAAAAUGAGCUGCAUGAAAUCGGACGUGAUUCGCGAACCAAACAUACACGUAUGUGCUGCCGACGAGUUAAUAACAAGUACCGUUGAAAUUCAAUCAUUCGAUCUGUAUAAAGUGACGAUGGAUUACAUGGACUUCUCGUCGCCGUUCGAGUUAAAAGUGAAGAAGACUGGAUCGUUGACCGCGAUCAUUGGUUUUUUUGAUAUAUUCUUCGACUUAGACAAUCCAGUUCACUUUAGCACGGGACCCAACUCAACUCCGACGCAUUGGAAACAAACAGUGUUCUCGUUGAGCGAGCCAAUUAGCAUCACUGAAGGUGAAGUUUUAAGCGGUAAGGUAAUCUGUCGCAGACACGUGAAAGACAUUCGGGGACUCAUCAUUACAAUCGACAUAAAACACAUGAGUCAAGUUUAUCAUCUAGUGUAGACUUCAAACUCAUAAUAUGUAACUAUAAGCGUGAAAAAAAAAUCCUAGUACGUAAAACGCGGUUAAGGCCAUAAACCAUCUUGUAUACUUGUAUUUUUUAAGAUGUUAUGAUUUCCAUUUUGAAGCCUAUUAAAACUAGGAACUCCGUAACCAUGCGUGACCCCGCUAAAGAAAAUAGAACAUAAAUGAGCUCUGUAAAAUUUAUCUCCUCUUUUUUAUAUAUAUUACAGUACGGUAUUUGUCGUGACCAAAGAUCAUAACGAUUAUUUCGAUAAGUUAUAUUGCACAGACGUACAUCCUUUCCAUAAAAUAUCAUCGCAAAUAAUAAUUGCUCGGCGAUAACGGUUGUUUACGAUUCGUGCCUUUCGAUAGUCGUUAAAUUUACAUUUGUAAUUAAGCAGUGAACAAUGAAAUGUUUCAGGUAAUUAGUCACUUUCGCGAUACGUUGCGAUAGUAUUGUGCUUUACGGUUCCGUCGACCAUGUGAGAAGAAACAUUGCAGUAGUAUUAGGUUAAACUGAGAGUUUUUGCGUUUUGAUCUUUAUUAUGUAAUGUACACAAUGAAGUGUUUCGACACAGAUUUCGGCUACAUCAAAGUUCAUUGCGAGCUUCUUAAUAGUAAAACGACGAUUUAUUGCAUUUGUCGCUUGUAAAUCAUCUUUUAUGUAUUGCCUUUGAAAGUCUAUAAUGUAGUGCUAAACUACAAUCUUAGC